ACUUUGCAGGGGAAACUCUAUGCACUUUUCGUAUGUCCAAUAUCUUUUUAAAAACAAGUAAUGGAACUAAGAUAAAUAAUGAGCCAGGAUUGCUUCAGUUAUAUUCCCUCGGUGGGGGAAUAUUUUACAGAAUACAUAUCAGUUCUGAUAGCUUUACUAGUCGUGUUCACGAUUGCACUACUCGGAGUAACAUUCCUGUAUGUGCAAGUUGUUAAAGCAAUAAGAAAGAACUAUAGACAGUACAACUGGCUUUCUCUUAUUCUUUGUAAUGGAAUUUACAUGAUAAUUUUGAUAUUUUCAAUCGUUUCGUUAGUGGUCCCAGUUUUAUCGGAUCGAAUGGACUUGCUUUCGUUCGUAGCUCUCUCGUGGUGUAUUUAUGCGUUUUUCUGGUAUAUCCGCCUAAAUUGUGGUGGAGAUGAAGAACUGCGAAAUAUGUACGAAAUGAAAAGUGGUGAACUUCUUACGGGAGGCAAAAUAAAACGAAAGCUUUUUCGAUACUUUGGCAAAUACUCGGCGAUCAAAUUUUACAUCGUUCAAUUUCCAUUCGUAGCGACGAUUGUUUCGAUAACGGAAAUAGCGUUCUAUUUCGUAAAUGAGGAUCGAUACUACCGAAUUGUAUUCUUUUUCCUGCCCGUAUCGAUUGUAUCAAUCGUUUUAAAGUUUAUAGCUUUCCUUCUUCUCAUACGGUACAUAAAAUCUAGCUAUCCGGAUAGUUUACUAGAGAAAAAAUUUCGCCUUAUUCGAUUGGUCGUGCUGGUAGUGAAAAUUCAAGUUUCUAUUCUUCAAGCAAUAUUUCGACAGUUGCAUUUUGAUUGUGACUCUUACCCAGGACAGGCAUGGUCAAUUUACAACUUUGUCAAACAACCUUUGAUUGUUGCUGAAAUCUCUGUGCUGGCCUAUUUUACAUGGAAAGUAUACCGAAGUGAAUCUAAGAAAUAACAGAAUAUUACAGUAGUAAAUGAGUCCGCCUGAACAUUUUCCUGUUUGUUGCUAACACAUUAAGGACCGCGAAGAAAUCUAUGCCAGGAAACACCCAAAUUCGACCUUCUUUAUCUCAGAAACAUCUAGACU
Uranotaenia lowii is the source of this 1071-nucleotide messenger RNA. RefSeq lists its product as uncharacterized. Lineage: Eukaryota; Metazoa; Arthropoda; Insecta; Diptera; Culicidae. The record is from RefSeq and is a predicted model, not a curated record. Bases 79 to 939 code for a protein of 286 amino acids. The transcript is spliced from 8 exons.